GACAGGGAGAGUGAGCCCUGCUGUUAAACAAGAGCCUUGCCCUCUCCGGGCUGGAAGGGCUUCGGAGAGAGACACCGGCACCGCUGGACCUGCCUCCCCAGCCAUUCUCGUCAGGAUCCCUCUCCCAGACGUGUCUCCCCGGACGCUUCCAUCCGAAUCUGUCCCCUGGAUGCUUCUCCCUGGCUGGUUCCUUUAAGCUCCGUCUCUCACAUGCGAGAUCUGUUUCCCUUGUGGUUCCAUCGGGAUCCGCCUCUCAGACACGUCUCUCUGAUUCUACCAGGAUCCCUCUCCCAGACACGUCUGCCUGGCUGGUUCCUUUAGGGUCCGUCUCUCAGACGCGUCCCUGGCUGGUCCAAUCGGGAUCCGUCUCCCAGAGCCAGGUCCUUCAGAGGGAACUAUCUGGAUCUCAUAUUCACACACCUCCCAUAGGGAUCUGUUUUCUGGACUCGUGGCCCCAGCUGAUCCCACAAAGAACUGCCUUCUGGCCUUGUCUCUCCACUACGACCUUCCUUGCCUUGGUGUCUCCAGCUGAUCCCCACACAGAAUUAUUUCUGGGCUUCUCUCUCUGCUCCGACGCCCUCACGUCCCCACCGAGAUCCCUGCUUCGCUCUCAUUGGUGUCCUCCUCCUCCAGCAAUGGCUUCUGCAGGGCUAGAGCUCUUGGCCAUGGGGCUAUGCAUCUUUGGCUGGCUGGGCUCCAUCAUCUCCUGCGCCCUGCCCAUGUGGAAGGUGACGGCCUUCAUUGGCAACAACAUCGUGGUGGCGCAGAUCAUCUGGGAGGGGCUAUGGAUGAACUGCAUCGUGCAGAGCACAGGCCAGAUGCAGUGUAAGGUCUAUGACUCUAUGCUGGCGCUGCCCCAGGACCUGCAGGCUGCCCGCGCCCUCAUGGUCAUCUCGGUGCUGCUGGCCGUGCUGGCCUUGCUGGUGAGCGUGGUGGGCGCCAAGUGCACCAACUGCGUGGAGGACGAAGGCACCAAGGCGCGGAUCAUGAUUGUCUCCGGUGCCGUCUUCGUGGUCGCCGGCAUCCUCUGCCUCAUCCCCGUGUGCUGGUCAGCCAACACCAUCAUCCGGGACUUCUACAACCCGCUGGUGUCCGAAGCCCUGAAGCGGGAGCUGGGGGCGGCGCUAUAUGUGGGGUGGGCAGCCGCCGCCCUGCUGGUUCUGGGGGGGUCUCUGCUUUGCUGCUCCUGCCCACCCCGCUCUGAGAGGUACCCACCCCGGGUUGGGUACAUGGCAGCUGCCAGGUCUGGGGUGGGCAGCGGGGUGGACAAGAGAGACUAUGUGUGAGGGGAGUGGAGGAGGGGAUAGAUGGAUGGAUGAGCAUGUGGGUGAACAGAUGAAUGAGUGAAGAGUGAGGGAAUGAAUGAGGGAGUGAAUGGAUGAAUGAGGGAAUCAGCUAAUGGCUGAGGGAAUGAACAAACUAGUGAAGGAGGGUGAGAAUGCGUGAAUGUGGGAGGAGAUGAAUGAAUGAGGGAAUGAAGAAACAAAUGGACAAGUGGAUGGAUGAACAAAGGGGCUAACAGACCACGAGUGGAGGAAAAACAAGUGAACAGAAGCAUGGCUGAAGGAACGAAAGAACGAGUGAGUGACGGAACGAAGAAGGGUGCAAGCAAAUGAACAAGCAGGCAAAUGAGCGAAGGGAGAAGCAACGAAGAGAGCAAAUGGACACGGGGGAACAAGCGAGUGAAUGAGACAACGGACAAAUGAAAAAGUGAGGGAAGGAAGGAACAAAAUGAAAUAAAUGAAAGAGGGGGAGGGGCAGAGCAAAGCCGGGGGGGCCACCGAGGAAAGGAGCGAAAGGCUGAUGGAGAAAGGAGAGGUGGAGACACCCUGCCAGGGAAGGAAGGGAGAAGCGGCCGAUCCCCAGCGAAUGAACAGCUCGGGGGGCUGAGGGGGCUUGGCCAGGGAGCCCUGACCCCGCGCAGAGUCCGGCUGGACCUCCCCCUGGCUUUGUUUGCUUGACAGUUAAUAAUUGUCCCAGCACCCUGGACUGAGACCUGCUGAGCCACUGCUGAACAUGGGGACUGCCUGAAACCCCCAGCCUAAGGGGCCCCUCUAGCCAAAUGCAGGGGCUAAAGAUUUUGGGGGUCUCACCCCCCAUUGGGAUAGAUCCAGGGCUUAGGGGGUCAUCACUGAGUGAGAUUUGGGGGGUUCACAGGGAGUGGGGCUGGUGAUCCCUGGCUGUGGUUCUUUUGGGAGGACACUGAACCCCUGUUUCCUGACCCGUCCAGGGAGGGGCCUGGGCCCACGUUCCUAGGGGCAUUAUGGAG
Molecule: messenger RNA, 2269 nt
Organism: Gopherus evgoodei (Goodes thornscrub tortoise)
Lineage: Eukaryota; Metazoa; Chordata; Testudines; Testudinidae
Product: claudin-9-like
Exons: 1
Coding region: 636-1286 (216 amino acids)
Biological process (GO): cell adhesion; bicellular tight junction assembly
Cellular component (GO): plasma membrane; bicellular tight junction
Molecular function (GO): structural molecule activity
Source: RefSeq, a predicted model, not a curated record